Molecule: messenger RNA, 750 nt
Organism: Oncorhynchus gorbuscha (pink salmon)
Lineage: Eukaryota; Metazoa; Chordata; Actinopteri; Salmoniformes; Salmonidae
Product: gamma-aminobutyric acid type B receptor subunit 2-like
Exons: 5
Coding region: 1-585 (194 amino acids)
Biological process (GO): G protein-coupled receptor signaling pathway; gamma-aminobutyric acid signaling pathway
Cellular component (GO): membrane; G protein-coupled receptor heterodimeric complex
Molecular function (GO): G protein-coupled GABA receptor activity
Source: RefSeq, a predicted model, not a curated record
AUGGCUCUGGUCUUCGACCGUGUGGUGCUAGUGAAUGGCUCUGGUCUGGAGUCGACCACUGCUCCAGGUGGUGAAGAUGUUAAUACAAGGCACUUCCUGAAGCACUGUGAAAGUACAAACCUGACUAAAUGGCUCGCCAUUGUAUAUGGCUACAAAGUGCUUCUAAUGUUUCUUGGAUGUUUCCUGGCCUUGAGAACAAGGCAUGCACAUAUCCAUCUCCUCGAUGACAGCAAGUACACAAGGCUGAGCAUGUACCACGUGACCGUCAUGUCUAUCAUUGGAGCAUCCGGGUGCUUCCUGACCCAGUAUAACCCUAAUGUGCAGCUCUUCAUCAUGGCUUUGGUGGUGAUCUCCUGCUGUACCUGCACUCUGUGUCUGGUGUUCCUGCCCAAGCUUGUAAAAAUCCAAGACAAUCCCAACCAAGUGGAUCCAACUAGCUGGUUACAAUGUGAUCUUAACAAGGAGGAUUCGGAGACCUCCAGUUCCUCUAGCAGUCUCAAUCAGGGCAGAUCUCUUGAAAGCCUGCGGACUGAAAACCAGCAGCUCCGGAGGAGAAUCACAGAGAUGGUGGAACUUUGGGAAUGAACAUAGAAAUGGUCUUUGCAGAUUGGUGACCAGUUGGAGGAUGUCGCCAUGCAAGUACUAGAGGAAGAGCUGAGUCCUCCCAGUCCACAGGGCCAUGAAGUGAGACUGAGAGCCCAGGUGUGCUCUGAGGAUGUGCCCAGGAUGAACAGGGGACUCUUUGAUGAC